CUCGCCGCCGCUGCACCACCACUCCCCCACACCAGGCACCAGUCCACACUCCCCACCGCGUGGCGAGCGAGUGACCGGGCUCCCUGUCCUCCGCUCCACUCCCGCCGCGCGCGCUGGUCCGGGCGAGCCUGGGCUGGGUCUGCUCUGGCUCUCGGUUGAUGCAGCAGCGGGGCCUCGCCCACAACCGCCGCUCCCGCGGCUUCUCCCGCUCCCGCCUCGCCGUCGAGGGCGCCUAAACGCACGAAUCCCCCCAACGCGGCGCUCACCCCCAACAAAAAAAAAAACAAAGCUUUCUAUUAACUGGAGAACGAAAGAGAACAGAGAAAACACCGUCGAGAUGGACGCCGCCGGCCGCGCCCCCGUGAUGGCCGUCGCGAAUGGGAUCGGCGAGGUGGAGCGGAAGGUGCAGAAGAGCUACUGGGAGGAGCACUCCAAGGACCUCACCGUCGAGUCCAUGAUGCUCGACUCCCGCGCCGCCGACCUCGACAAGGAGGAGCGCCCCGAGAUCCUGUCGUUGCUUCCAUCCUACAAAGGGAAAUCAGUUCUAGAGCUUGGUGCUGGAAUAGGACGCUUUACUGGAGAUCUGGCAAAAGAAGCUGGGCACAUUCUAGCACUGGAUUUUAUAGAAAGUGUGAUUAAGAAGAAUGAAAGCAUAAAUGGACACAACAAGAACAUAACUUUCAUGUGUGCUGAUGUAACAUCUCCUGACUUGAAGAUUGAAGACAACUCCUUUGAUCUGAUAUUUUCAAACUGGCUAUUAAUGUACCUUUCAGAUGAGGAGGUUGAGAAGCUUGUGGGGAAAAUGGUAAAAUGGUUAAAGGUAGGUGGCCAUAUAUUCUUUAGAGAAUCAUGUUUUCACCAAUCUGGAGAUUCGAAAAGAAAAGUGAACCCAACACACUACAGAGAACCAAGGUUUUAUACUAAGGUAUUUAAAGAGGGCCAUUCAUAUGAUAAAAGUGGAAAUUCUUUUGAACUUUCUCUAGUGACUUGUAAGUGUAUUGGGGCUUAUGUCAAAAAUAAGAAGAAUCAAAACCAGAUUUGUUGGUUAUGGGAAAAGGUAAAAUCAACAGAAGACAGAGAUUUUCAAAGAUUCCUGGACAACGUGCAAUACAAAACUAGUGGAAUCCUACGUUAUGAGCGUAUCUUUGGUGAAGGUUAUGUGAGCACUGGUGGAGUCGAGACUACUAAGGAAUUCGUGGGUAUGCUGGAUCUUAAACCUGGCCAGAAAGUACUUGAUGUUGGAUGUGGAAUUGGAGGAGGCGACUUUUAUAUGGCUGAGAACUAUGACGUUCAUGUUCUUGGUAUUGAUCUUUCCAUUAACAUGGUUUCAUUUGCAAUUGAACGUGCCAUUGGACGCAAGUGCUCGGUUGAGUUUGAGGUUGCUGAUUGCACCACAAAGGAUUACCCGGAAAAUAGUUUUGACGUUAUCUACAGCCGUGACACCAUCCUUCACAUACAAGACAAGCCUGCUUUGUUCAGAAGCUUCUUCAAAUGGCUGAAACCCGGUGGCAAAGUCCUAAUCAGUGACUACUGUAAGAAUCCUGGGAAACCAUCAGAAGAAUUUGCUGCGUACAUUAGGCAGAGAGGUUAUGACCUUCAUGAUGUGAAGGCUUAUGGGCAGAUGCUUGAGAAUGCUGGUUUUCAUGACGUCAUCGCGGAAGACCGCACUGAACAGUUCCUUAGUGUUCUACGGAGGGAGCUAGCUGAGGUUGAAAAGAACAAAGAGGCUUUCCUAGCAGACUUCAGCCAGGAGGACUACGACGACAUCGUGAACGGCUGGAACGCGAAGCUGAAACGGAGCUCUGCCGGUGAGCAGAGGUGGGGUCUGUUCAUUGCUACCAAGUGAUUCAGCCUGCCUGGCACCGGAUGGGGCUCUAUCUUCCGAAUAAGAAUGGCUGUGGUUGUGGCUUCUGCUUCUAGAUCGGUGAUUCGGCCUAGAAGUAGAGGAUCUUCAGAAUAAAAAUGGGUGCUGCUCGUGUUGUUGUUGUUGUUGUUGUUGUUGUGUCUACGCUACUAGAACAUCAGUUAGGUGAUCUGUGCUGUGCAACCAGGGUUACAGAACGCGUGCUGCGCGUUCCAGUUCAUGUGGUGCGUGUACUGCGAGCUACUAUUAUCAGAGAGUCGAUUUCACCGGGAUCCCCUGUGCUCAAUUCAGACGUGCUUUGCUA
Molecule: messenger RNA, 2168 nt
Organism: Panicum virgatum (switchgrass)
Lineage: Eukaryota; Viridiplantae; Streptophyta; Magnoliopsida; Poales; Poaceae
Product: phosphomethylethanolamine N-methyltransferase-like
Exons: 12
Coding region: 338-1846 (502 amino acids)
Biological process (GO): phosphatidylcholine biosynthetic process
Molecular function (GO): phosphoethanolamine N-methyltransferase activity
Source: RefSeq, a predicted model, not a curated record